Molecule: messenger RNA, 444 nt
Organism: Macrosiphum euphorbiae (potato aphid)
Lineage: Eukaryota; Metazoa; Arthropoda; Insecta; Hemiptera; Aphididae
Source: the annotation of a GenBank genome assembly
AUGACUACCAGUAAAAAGAAGACCAGGAAAUUGCGAGGUCAUGUCAGUCAUGGACACGGUCGUAUUGGUAAACAUAGGAAGCAUCCCGGAGGUAGAGGUAAUGCUGGUGGUAUGCAUCACCACAGAAUAAAUUUUGACAAAUACCAUCCUGGUUAUUUUGGAAAGUUGGGUAUGCGUAAUUACCAUUUGAGAAGGAAUUCAAAAUGGUGUCCUGCUAUUAACCUUGAACAAUUGUACACCCUGAUCCCUGAAGAAACUAGGCAGAAAUACGAAAAUGACAAAGAAAAAGCCGUUGUCAUUGAUGUUGUCUCAAAGGGUUACUACAAAGUAUUGGGAAAAGGUAAUCUUCCCAAUCAGCCACUUAUUGUAAAGGCUAAAUUCUUUUCCAAGGUUGCUGAGCAAAAGAUUAAGAAAGUUGGAGGUGCCUGUGUACUUCAAGCCUAA